Molecule: messenger RNA, 2678 nt
Organism: Orbicella faveolata
Lineage: Eukaryota; Metazoa; Cnidaria; Anthozoa; Scleractinia; Merulinidae
Product: spindle assembly abnormal protein 6 homolog
Biological process (GO): centriole replication
Cellular component (GO): centriole; centrosome
Source: RefSeq, a predicted model, not a curated record
GUCACAGACUUCUUUGAAUGAGUGAAUGAGUCUGUUGAGGAGUUUAAGAAGAGUAGACAAAAUUUAAACUUAUCUUAAAAAGUUAAACUUGUUACAGUUCCAGUUGCAGAAGAAGCUAAACACCAUUUUAAUGCUGCUAAAGUACUCUGCUAUAUUCCUUGUGUAACGUAACGUCAUGGACUUUUUCAACUGAUUUCAAGAACAGUCUGUACAACAUAAAAUUUGUAUUAGUCCGAGAGUGAUACAGUUAAUGAUUUGUAAUUUACAGUACAAUUAAAACGUGUUUGUAUCAAUAAAACACGUGUCCGUGACUUUUUUCCGAGGACACCCCGUUAAUACGGACAUUUUGGCAUGUCCCCUUGGUGUCUGUAUUAACGGGGUUCCACUGUACCUCUUUAAUAUAAACCAGUCAGUUUAAAUAAGAAUGUGUCAAUAUUGCAAAGUGUUGCAAUAAACAGGAAGAAUUUUGUAGCUUGUCAGGAUAAACUAUUGAUCAAUGAUGGUUUCAUUCCCAGAGCUUGUACAUUUACAGUAAGUGGUGAUGAAACACCCUACACCCUAGGCAAAAUAUAAAAAUGGAACCAGAAAAGACUGGUUCCGGUUGGAUUUAUCUACAUGUAUGUGCAUGCAAGUGUGAUAAUGCUCUGUUUUGAUUUGAUCACUCAGAUCUCAAUUUCUACUUGUGUCAUGCUUUAUAGUUAAACAUCUGCUCUGCCAUGUUUCCUGGUUCAUUGUCAAGUACAAAAAUCUUUAUACAUGUAAGGAAGGUUUUCCAUUUAUAGUGAACUAAUGUACAUGUACAUGCAGCAAUAAAUCAAGAUCUUAAGAAUUGAUUCUUUGACUUAUCGUACAGGUGUUAGCAAUAAAAACAAGGGAAUUAAGCUCUGUACAAUCUGACUGCUCUGCAAAGUCGUCUCACUUGGAAAACAAACAUGCACAAGAACUCACAGCUGAGAGGGAGAAAGCGCAGCAGAUGGUCACUACCAACCAACAGACAUAUGAGAAAGAAAAGAGAGAGAUGAAACAAAAUCACCAGUCACAGGUCACGAGACUAGAGGCUAGACUUAAAGAUGUGGAAAAUUCCAAUAGGGACCUGAAUCAGAAGAAAUAUCAAGCAGAUUCUUGUAUUAGAGACCUAAAAUCAAAACUGGCAGCCCUUGAUGAGGAAUGCAAAUUUGCCAAGCAAGAACUGCACAAACUUCGUCGUGAGAAUGGAUCACUGGACUCUGAGAGGCAUGAACACAGUAAAACAGUCAGUCAACUGCAGACCAAGGUGGCUGUAUUGGAACAGGAACUCAGGGACAAGGAACAGGUAAUAGCACGAACCAAUGAACUGUUAGAGAAUUCCAAUGAGCAACGGAGAAAACAAGAAAAAGCUUUGGAGGAAAAACAGGAGCAAAUCAAGAAGGUUGAAGCCAACAUUAAAUCAGUAACAGGCGAUGUGAUCAAGGGAAAUGAAAUUAUCCAGAGAUUACAGUCGGAAUUACGUACCUACAAGUCGAAGAUGAAACUGAAAAGUGUGGUUAUGACCAAACAAGAAAAGCUUCUUGAAGAGAAGGAAGCAGCUCUUGAAAGAUAUCGACAAGAAAACGCCAGCUUGGAGACCACGGUGAAGACUAAAGAGGAGGAGGUGAAGAAGCUGAGCGAGUCACUUGAGACGAGUACAGCAAAGCUAGAAGAAAGUAAACAGUUGUUGAAGACCAACGAAAAUGUUAUCAACUGGUUAAACAAGCAGAUAAAUGAUCAAAUGAUGUCACAGCAGCGUCUUGGACCGUUUGAAAUGCACACAAAGACUGUGUCACCGCGAGGUCCACCCUUGGUUCCAUACAACAAGGUAACGAGCACAACAGUUGGUUCCAGUUCAGCGGGAAACAGGACAGAUAUUCCACGUUAUACUGAACCAGCCCAGAUGCCGUACAGGAAGCCAGGGCCUCGUCAAGCAAUGCUUCCUCAUCCAGUAGGCCAAUCAACUCCUAAUGUACCAUCAGGUGUACUUCCAACAGGAGGUGUCACGCCACUCAGCCGCCCACUCACGGGCAUGACACACACCACUGAACCCAUACUUGACGCAAAGUACUUCCAUCCCACUGGAAAUGGAGCCACCUCUCAGAAGCCUGGAUCCGAGCCUCCUCUCAUGUCAGCGUACUUUCCCAAACCACGUGGUGCAUUGCCUACCACGUGAACGCCACGUGGGUUGAGAUAGUACCCUAAUAAGAGAUACGCGUAGUUGCACUCACUUAGGAACUCGAAGUUUUCAAUUGACAGUGUUGAGUGUUUGCUGUUGUCAGAACGAAUCGAAGUAGGCAUUUUAGAAGAUCAUCUCUAUCCUAUGGAAUUUUCAUAUUUAGCUUAUUACCCAAUCAGUAAUGUAAUAAAAAGUACAGGAAGGUUUAUAGAUUAGCCAUUAGAAAUAUACUCUUCUGAUACACCAGCCUUUCUAUGUAAAUAACUGUAAUAAAAGUUCAUUGAAAUAUUUCGCUUUUUAAGUAUUGUGCCGUGAUGAGGAAAGUUACACCUGCAGAUGUUAUCCGUAACGAAGAAAUGUUGGUGUCGUUUAUGCAAAAAUGGGGCCAAUAUUCUUCAAUACGGACGGAACAAGCUGGUCCAAAUUAGCAUUCAUCUGGUGAUAAAUUAGUUUGGUUACUUUCGUGAAAGUUUUCCUGAAUUGUCAGUCAUAA